Molecule: messenger RNA, 559 nt
Organism: Halteromyces radiatus
Lineage: Eukaryota; Fungi; Mucoromycota; Mucoromycetes; Mucorales; Cunninghamellaceae
Exons: 2
Coding region: 29-472 (147 amino acids)
Molecular function (GO): zinc ion binding
Source: RefSeq, a predicted model, not a curated record
CCGUCUUCGUCUUCUUUUUUUUCAGAUCAUGUCACAAUUAGAAAAGGAUACUGCACUUGCUAUUGAACUACAACAACAAUUAGAUACGCAAGAGAUCCCUUAUGCGGUUGAACCAAGAUUGGAUUGUCCCCAUCUUCCCAUAACAACCAAAGAGCAAUCUGUUUUCCUAGAUCAACCUUGUCAGCAAUGCAAUGACGAGACAGAAAACUGGCAAUGUCUUACGUGUAAUAUUGUUUUAUGUUCCAGAUAUAGACAAGCACAUAUGCAAGCACACGUUGGUUCCUCUCGACAUCCUGUAUGCUUAAGUUAUUCCGACUUAUCCUUUUGGUGUUUUGAUUGUGAUAGUUAUGUUACUCAUCCGGUACUUGAUGAUAUCAAACACACUGCUUAUAUUGCCAAAUUCCACCAAGAACCACCGAAGUUUACUACAAGAAUUGUUCAAGAGCAAGGUCAAUCAUCGUCUUCUUCCUAGAUUAUUCAUCAUCCUGUUAUUAUUUCCCAGUGUAGGUAGUUUUGUAUUUACAAUAAACUUUAUUGAUUGUCUUUUGUUGAUUUCAAA